CUGAUUUUAUAAAGACAUCUACAGGAAAGGAGGUGGAAAACGCGACCUUUCCAGUCGGAGUAGUCAUGAUGCGAGCCAUUAAAGAAUUCUACUGGCAAACUGGCAACAAGGUUGGAUUUAAACCUGCUGGGGGCAUUCGGACAGCAAAAGAAGCUAUUACUUGGCUUAUGCUGGUGAAGGACGAACUGGGCGUGGAAUGGCUAACACCAGAGCUCUUUCGCCUGGGUGCCAGUAGUUUGCUGGAAGACAUUGAAAAACAGAUUUUCUACCAUGUGACUGGCUCUCAUGCACUUCAGCAUGACCUGGCAAUGGCUUAGACACAAAAUCAACUCAGGAUUAUUUUUACAAAAGAGGUCUUUAAGCAAGCAGCAUUCAGAAGUCUUCUGACAACCAAGGGCAUAUGGUAGAAUUAAAGGCCUAAUUCUCCCUUCUUCAUAUUUUGUAGUAUUUAAAAAUAUGC
Messenger RNA from Balearica regulorum gibbericeps (East African grey crowned-crane), 460 nucleotides. The record is from RefSeq and is a predicted model, not a curated record. Lineage: Eukaryota; Metazoa; Chordata; Aves; Gruiformes; Gruidae.